Messenger RNA from Pristis pectinata (smalltooth sawfish), 3408 nucleotides. RefSeq names its product tubulin folding cofactor E (gene tbce). The coding region runs from base 170 to 1642 and encodes 490 amino acids. NCBI's taxonomy places the organism in Eukaryota, Metazoa, Chordata, Chondrichthyes, Rhinopristiformes, Pristidae. Gene Ontology annotation, cellular component: cytoplasm. The transcript has 17 exons. The record is from RefSeq and is a predicted model, not a curated record. Gene Ontology annotation, molecular function: protein binding.
GGGGUGACGUAUCCGUGACGUCGGUUGCUACACAGAACGUCUCCGUCCGGGAAACCGCGGCGCUUUGGCGGGAGUUCCGCCGCGUCCCCUGGCGACCGGAGAUCAAACAACGGGCUCGGGCAGGAGGCGAUGAUUUGGAUGAACGGUGAGGGGCUGACAUUUAUCGAGGAUGACGCAAAGUGACAGUGUGCCCUGUGAUGCUGUGGGUAGAAGAAUCGCCUGUCGGGAUGAAUAUGGCACUGUGCGCUUUGUGGGAAAAGUGACAUCAGCACCAGGAAUUUGGCUCGGAGUGGAAUGGGACAAUCCCGAGCGGGGAAAACACAAUGGGACUCAUGAAGGAGUGCAGUAUUUCCAGUGCAGUCACCCCACAGGUGGUUCGUUCAUUCGCCCUCAAAAGGCAAACUUUGGAGUUGAUUUCCUCUCGGCAGUGAAGGAUCGCUACGGGCCGGAGGGCAAUCAGGGAAUACAGGACUGCCGGGGCAAUCCUGUCCGUUGGUGCAAGAAACCCAUCGAAUUACUGGGAAACCGGGAUGCAGAAAUUAAACAAAGGUGGUUCGAAUCAUUGUUGAUUGUUUCGGUCAUAGAGUGUAAAGUGAGCCACGUCAUUGAAGAGGACGAAAUCUCCAACGUCUGUCCCAAUGUGGUAGAGCUGAAUUUGGCCAAGAACCUGUUUUCGUCCUGGGAAAAAGUAGCACGAAUUACUCGGCACUUAAGGAAACUGGAACAUCUUGACCUCAGUCAAAACAAGUUGACGCUCAUUUCUAAUCCGGUCUCGCUCUCUGAUGCCUUUGCCAACCUGAAGAGCUUAGCCAUUCAGUACAACGGACUGACGUGGGCCCAGGUUCUGGAAUGUGCCCCAAUGUGGCCAGUGCUUGAAAGAGCCCACCUAUCAUCUAAUGCCAUCUCGGUACUGGAAAGGCCUGUUGAUGUUCUGCAAAACUUGACAUUACUGGACCUCAGCUCCAACCCGCUGGCUGGUGCAGAUCAAUUGGUGCACAUUGCGUACUUGCCGAGGUUGGAGCAACUCAUAUUGUCAAAUACUGGGUUAACCUCUUUGUAUUUUGAUGAUGUUCAACCAGAUGGUAAAACAGCAAUGUUUCCCAAACUGACAUCGCUGGCUAUUGACAAGAAUCAAAUAUCAGAGUUUUCAACGGUGAAUGAGUUAAACAAGUUGCAGAGCUUGGAACAGCUGAAAUUUAGUGACUACGCAAUGGUGGAACAUGAGAAGAACUCAAAAACUGUGCGGCAGCUUAUCAUCGCAAAGUUGGGAGGCCUCAAAGUGUUAAACAAAACGGAAAUUUCGGCUGACGAGAGGAAGGGAGCAGAACUAGACUAUCGCAAGAAGUUUGGGAAGGACUGGCUGAAAGCUGGAGGGAACCAUGAUCCCGAGAAAAACAGACCUGAUAAGGAAUUCUGUGCCCAACAUCCUAGGUAUCAAGUACUCAUCGAGAUGUACGGAGCUCCAGAAGAGGCCGAGAUGGAGCAACAGAAGUUGUUUGCCCUGAAGGAUCAGCUGUUGGCUUUGACCAUCAGAUGUCCAGAUAAUCCAGAUCAGAAGCUAUUGGAGAAGAAACUACCAGACUCCAUGACCAUUCAGAAAGUGAGGGGCUGCUUCAUCGAUUGCUCAGGUUCCAGGUGCUGAACUAAAAUUAACGUACAUCAGUUCAAAGAUGGACAUGGAGAUAGACAUGGAUAAUGACCUGAAACCUCUUUCAUAUUAUUCAAUAGAGAGUGGAGACUGUAUACUAGUGCGGUGGUAGGUGUGUAUAUAUCAAGGGAAAGGAAGAACAUUCUAGGGAAGACGUUUCUCAGCACCAACCCAGCACUCUGUUUGCAGAUGCAUGUGAUCUCGUGAUACAAACAGCUUUGGGAGUGGUUCCUGUAACAUGCUGGCAAACAACAGUUUUUGGUGUGCUAAUUUUGGAGCAACAGACUGGUGCAAAUGUUAGAGUUCAAAAUGUAACUUGCACCCACAACAUAACUCGGAGAGCUUUGUAUUUAAUUGUUUUUGGUUUUAAAAAAAAGCUCAGGACGAGCUGGACUGAGGUACAGUUUGUAGCAAUUCUAAAAAUAAUGUCAUCUGUUUAACCAUGGGGGCACCAAGCACCUCCAGUAUUCAUUGUAAACCUUGAGUGUUUGCUCUUUGCAUCCUGUGGUUCUGAACCCAGAAUGAUUUGAACUGAGCUGAAAGGUUCAUUGUUAAGUGUCUUUUGGUGGUUUGGAUGUUGGUCCUUAAUGUUACUGCAUUGGACUCUUGUUUCAGUUGCUUAACAAAUAUUUUGGCUUCUGGCAAUGAACGAGUUUGGAUGAUUCUUGUCUGAACUUUAUCGUUCUCUCCUGUCCUUCACAACAUGAACCUCAGGGUAGCAGAACACGUGUGUCAUUGCAGUCUGUCCAGUGGGCUUAUGCUGGGAGUGGCCUUUUUCCUUCCUUUCCCUGUCUCUCCCGAGCUGUGGUCUGUGACAGGGGUGGGGUGUUGGUGAUUGAACAUGCAGUGGUGCUUUUGAAGGAGAAUGAUAUUCUACACGUUCCUGGGGAGAGAGAGGUUUGAAUUCCUGUGUAAAAAUGAUUGAGUGGAGCACUGUCAGGAAGUCGUAAUUACCUAGGAAGCAUUUGUUGACAUAGCACAAGUUCAAGGUUUUCUUUCCAUCAUGAAUUACAAGCAAGUGAUGUUUAACUCCUUUACAUUCUCCUGACUAUUAAUUGAACUUAUCUCCUACAACAGAUUUUCUCUUUACAUUCUAUGUAGUUGUACUUGCUAACUUCCCACACUAUCCAAUUUUAGCCUUUGAACUGACUAAGGUCAAGUAACUAUUGCAGUGGAAGUGUUGGUUACCGCACCUCUGCCCCAUGACAUCUCAGCAGUGUUGAGUGUAUCACAAAAGGCUGAGCUCCCCACUUCACACUCAGCACAUGUGCUGGGUGCCACCCGUCAGAGACAGACAUUCGAAUAGUGAAAAAAUAAAGCACAACAGUUUACAUCUUGGGGGUUUUGUCACAGCCCUCUCAUCAGUAUAAUCCCAGGCUGUGAGAAACUUGUCCUAUUAUUUUUACUUUUUACUCUCAGUUCAGAUCCCCUAAUGUGGCUUUGUGUUCAGUUUACUUAAGCGUGAUUGGAUCUAAAGCAGAGUUGUGACAAAGGGUUAGAGCAGAAGCAUUACCUCUUUCUUCUCUCUCCACAGAUGCUGCCUUUUCUCUUUAUUCUCUCAGCUUUUCACAUUGUGAAAAGUGUAGAAUAUUUUUCUCCUUGUAAAGCUUUCUCAGCAGACUCGCACAUCUUUAGAGUGUUGUAUAGCAGUGUUGUGGGUUCCAAGAGUUCUGAUUACAUUUGACAUGGAUAAGUAGCUGUAGCGAGAAGCUAAUACAAAAUCCAUUCCUCUCACUCUAAAUAAAAGGUUUUUGCUGCAA